AUGCUGUUGUCUACAUACCUUAAUUGGGCAAGUGUUCUGUUAACGAUAGCGGGUGCUGAAAGCAAUAUAGAUCCCUGGGAUGAAGUCAGUUCAUUCCUUCAGGGGAAGCUCCGAAAGCUUGAUGUUACGAAUCCGAAUGCGUAUGAUAUGAAUGAUAAUGAACAGGACGCCACAUUCUAUGUGUCGAUGGAUUAUCAUGAAGAAGAAGAGAGAAGCGAAUAUGAGAGUGUGUGGCAGUAUUAUAAUGAAAAUAGUGACCAAGACUGGCAUAAAUCUGUGUACGAUAAGCUACAAGUGUCUGCAGAUCAGUUCAAUAACACUGAGGCAAUGUAUAAAUUGUCACAGAUAAAUCUAUGGGGGCAAUAUGGAUAUCCACACAAUAAAUCAGUUGCCUUCCAGUAUCUACAGAAAUUUAAUGAUAUGACAAGUUAUGAGAAUAGCUCUGCAUUGUUUGAUUUAGCGGUGGCAUAUUCAACUGGUCUCUUUGGUACUUUGCCUGUGGACGUCGCUAGAGGAUUAUUAUAUUUCCAGAGAUCGGCUAGACUAGGUGACUUAAAAGCGAAGCAGGUAUUGGCUUAUCGUUACUUUUCUGGCUACUCAGUAGCUAGGGAUGUUGAUAAAGCGCUGUUAUUAUAUAAAGAGAUAGCGGAAGAGAUAAAAAAAAAGUACAGUGAAGAGCAAUGGAAUAUGGUAUUUCCAUAUAUUGAGAGUUAUAUUGUCAGAAUUCCUGAUUUUGACGAAGGUUUACUAGGUAAAGGUUUGAGUACUGUUCCACAAUCAGUUCGCCGUAAGAAAACAACAAGACCGCCAUUUGCAGGUUCUUCAAACUUGAAACCUAUAGGUGAUGUUGGGUAUGGAGAGGUUGUCAUGCAGUUCAAAUUCAACGCUGGUAAUGGUAAUCCUGGUUCAUUUGUUAUUAGUGAUAGUGAACAUGAAGAUAGGCUGGUUGAACUGUUUUACACUGCAUGGGACUUGUAUAAAGGGACGUACACUCGUGGUAGAGAUUGUGACAAGGCAAAAAGGUUGCUAUUACAAGUUUACAAGACGUAUGAUGCAGAAGUCAAAUACAUGGAUAAUUUGCAGAAAUUUUUCUACGUAAAAUCCCUUGACUUACUUGCUCAUAUGUAUUUUACGGGUGAAGGUUUUGAAAGACCUAAUGUUCAGGCCGCUCUAGACUUAUUUGACCGUUCUGAAAAAAUCUUGGAAGGUGCCGAAAUAUCAAGAACAGCCAGUGAGGUUGAUAAGGGUUUGAUUAGUCAAUACUAUUUCAAUAAUACGCUAGGGGCUCUGAAGCAUUAUAAAAAGGCUAAAGAAUCGGGAAAUGCUCAUGGAAUUCUGUUUUAUCAAUUAGGGAAGCUGUCUGAAAAAAAUCCAGAAUUAAAAAUAGGUGAUCCAUAUCUAUAUAUGCAAGAGGCCAGUUCACAGCAAUAUUUACCUGCCCAAUACGAAUUUGCCAAAAUGGUUGAAUCGAAUGAAUUAAGGAAAUAUAGUGUUGAAGACAUUACAAGACUGUAUAAGGCAUUCGUUGAAGAAAAUGAAAACAUUAUGGCCCCACAUUUAAGACUGGGUUUCUCGGAGCUUCUUGGCGGGAGCAGUGAGGUUUCUCUAUAUGCCUAUGCCCAGGCUGCUGAACAAGGCUAUGAAGCGGCACAGAUAUCAGCUGCGUAUCUUCUAUAUCAAUUGCCCUACAAAUUUGACGAUCCGCCGGAAACUACAAUUGAGAGAAAGACAAUGGCUAUCUCUUACUAUACUAGAGCUUUCAAACAAGGUAAUACUGAUGCUGCUGUAGUAGCAGGUGAUAUAUACUUCCAAAUGAAGAACUAUACAAAAGCGCUAUCAUUAUAUCAAAGUGCUGCACUAAAGUUCUCUGCUCAGGCCUUAUGGAAUAUCGGUUACAUGUAUGAGCAUGGAUUAGGUGUAGAAAAGGACUUUCAUCUGGCUAAACGAUUCUACGAUCAAAUUUUAGAACAUAACCAAAAAUUAUAUUUUGCAGUAAAGGCAAGCGUUAUGAAAUUGCAAUUGAAGUCAUGGUUCAUGUGGUUGAACGGGAAAGAGCUUGACAACAUCAGUAUCGAUCAAGAGCAAGAAAGCACUGUCGUAAGACCUUUCUUUGACAGAUUGGUACAGCUCUUGAAGAAUUUAUCCAGAGAAACUAGAGGAGACAAUAAGAAGAAAAAUCAACACAGAAUUCUUAAGGAGAAAAAGACUCCUUCCCAAGGAAUUAUGGAAAGGUUUGGUCUACAGACCGAGGAUUUAUUAACGAUGGUUUGUGUUCUGAUAAUAUUUGCCAUUAGUAUGUUCUUUAGAACUGUUGCGCCUCGUGGGCAGUGGAAUGUAAGAAUCAAUGGUGUCAAUAUAGCUGGGGGUAAUGCCCUUGGUGAAGAAGGAAACCCCGAGAAUGAAAACGAAGAGGAUGAUGAAAAUGAUGAUGAAGGUAGGGCCAGGGCUCGUAACAACUUUGGUUUUGGUAAUAAUUUUGAUGUACAAGUCUUUGCGAUAUAA
Nakaseomyces glabratus is the source of this 2502-nucleotide messenger RNA. It is a transcript of the gene HRD3, whose product is annotated as ubiquitin ligase complex subunit HRD3. NCBI's taxonomy places the organism in Eukaryota, Fungi, Ascomycota, Saccharomycetes, Saccharomycetales, Saccharomycetaceae. Gene Ontology annotation, cellular component: endoplasmic reticulum membrane. Gene Ontology annotation, biological process: ERAD pathway. The record is from RefSeq and is a predicted model, not a curated record. Gene Ontology annotation, molecular function: protein binding.